Messenger RNA from Cyprinus carpio (common carp), 3861 nucleotides. Its product is annotated as plexin-C1-like. Lineage: Eukaryota; Metazoa; Chordata; Actinopteri; Cypriniformes; Cyprinidae. The record is from RefSeq and is a predicted model, not a curated record.
UGUUGCGCAGAAGUCAUGUGCAUCCUCAGAGCCGCUGCUUUCACUUCCAUCCACUUCACGAGUGAACGCUUCUGAGCGCAAGAUCUCUGUGACAAGAUCUCUAAACUUCAGCUGCUCGUCACGUGUGUGCAAGAUGAGAAGAUACUUACUUGGAAUACUUUUACUUUUGAAAUAUUGCAUUUGCGUCGAUGUGGUGAACUUUGAUGGAGACAUUAAUGACUUUGUCGUUGGUAACAGUAAGUUAUUUGUUCUUACUGAUCAUCGACUACAUCAGAUGAGACACGAUCUAUAUGAGGAGAAGAGGAAAGACAUCACUAGAGUUAACAUUCUGGUGCCUUUUGAAGCGAACGGCACCCUGAUAACUUGCGGGACUUUUGAAGAUGGAUAUUGUGAAGUUCUUGAUAUAAAUGACAUUACAAACAGUAUUUACUAUGAAAGUAAUAUAUUGGUAGGACCGAAACAGGAUGAGAAAUCUUACUCCUUAAAAACCAUUACGAACCUAAAAAUCUCAAAAAAACAGAUAACCACGCAAAAGCAAGAUACACGGUAUUCUGUUGUUAGCUUGUGGAACACUUUACAGUCUCAACCAGGAGGGAUUUUCUCAAUACUAGCAAAAGGAUCAUAUGCCAUCAUUCAGAGCACAGUGAGAGAUGUGGAGUUUGUUGAUGGAUUCCAGAGAGUUUCGCCCUCAGAAUCCUACAUAUUUCUCAACACAGAGACUGACAAUGAGAGGAAAGUGCUCGUCCUGAGGAUGAACAGCACUAAAGAAAAAAAGAUAGACAUCAUCAAAUCCCUACAGAGUGCGACGAUACGAUGCUGCAGUGAUAAAGUUCGUCCAGUGCUCGUCGCCUGCACCGUUAUUCCCUCAGUGAACGGUGUUAUUUGGGCAGGUGUGUUCAGUGCACAGAAUCAGCAGGAUCCGGAGAACAGCGCGCUUGCUCUGUACGACAUCAGUAACGUUCAAGACAGAGUGAAGGGCUUCUGCGCUUAUGAUGAAAAGCCAUGUGGUUAUAAGAAUGGUAGUGAACUUCAGCCGCUCUCUGUGGUGUUCAAGUACAGCUCAAUGUCAGCAGUGGCAGCAGUUAGACAUGGAUCCUGGAUUGUACUCUUCAUAGGAACCAGUGAUGGACAACUCAUAAAGCUUAUAUUGGAUGAGAAAUUCACACCAGGCUGUCCAACAGUGCUGUAUAAAUCUGAUGAUGAACGAGCAGUUCUUCCCAGAAUGCACUUUGAUCCAGUAGAUUACAAACAUAUCUACAUCGCUCUGAAGAAACAGUUAAGAAGAGAAUCUAUGGUUUCAUGUGCUAAAUACAGUACUCUGAAAAACUGCAGAGCUGCUCAGGAUCCUCUUUGCGGCUGGUGUGUGAACACUCACAGGUCCAACACACAUGUCUGUUACCUGAAUUCAUGGGUGUCCAUCCCAAAAAACUCUCUUGAGACACAGCUGUUUUCAUUUCAGAUGACAGAGAACUCUUCUACACUGAUUACUCUACAUCUUGCCUUUAGCCUAGAGAGCACAGGAAAUCAUGCCUUCUCAUGUGCCUUCACCAGAGGAAACAUGAAGCUGUGUGACGGGUCUGAUCUGUCUGCAGCUUUCCCAAACUGCUCCUGUAGUUUUUCUGACCAGAUGCUCUAUACUGGAGUCUCUGCUACUGUUACUAUUGAGGAUCAGAAGAUCACAGAGAUGCUGACACUGAGGAACUGCUCCAGUAUCACAGAAAAUACACCAAAUGCUUCUUAUACACAGUGUGUUCAGUGUAUCUCAUCUGGGUGUCACUGGUCCUCUUCUUCGCAGCGUUGUGAAUGGACACAUGGACCCGGAUCACAGUUAAACAUACAGGAUGCAUGUAAAGAUCUAUUUCCUGAGAUGAAGCCGGAGAUUCUCUCUCUGGAGCCGAACAAGGUUUCUUUCCAUGGCAGAAACAAAGUUUUACUAAGAGGAAGGAACCUGGAAUCUGUUACUAAAAUCCGUGUUCGAUGGAAUCUGGACUGCAUUUCUAAAGAAUCUCCAGUGUUUGAUCGCUCCAGUGACACUUUAAGGUUCCACAUUCCUCCCAGUGGAACUAAAGGAACAGUGAAAGUGUGUGUUGUUACUCCUGACGACCGUUGUCAUGGUAACAUUACCAUCACAUACGUUUCCCAUCCCAGCUGCACUGGAAUACAGCCCACAGUCAGCUGGAGCAGUGGUGGAAGGAAGAUUCAUGUUCAGGGCAGCAAUCUGGAAUUAGUGGAGUCAGUUACUGUCCUUCCCUCUAAUAAAGUGCUGAAAACACAAUACAACACAAGCUCAGGGGAUGUGUGGUUUCACUCCCACCCUUAUGAUGGCGGUGGUCAGUUUAGCGUCUUGUUAAAUGUUGGGAACUCCACUGUGCACUGUGCAGGUUAUGGUUAUUUCUCCUACAAGCCUGAUCCAGAGUUCACUGGAUUCACCAGCUUACAGGUGGCCAACAAUCUACAGGUGAACAUUCAGAAAAGAGCCGAUAUGCUGAAUUUGGGCAUGAAUGAGGUGACUGUGAUGGGUUUACAGGGAGAUCAGGAGUAUCAGUGUGUUUUGGAGAAGAUCGAGUCCAAUGCUGUCAUCUGUAAGAUUAAAGUAGAAUCAGGAGCCGUCCCAGUAGUGGACUCACUCAUUAUCACGGUUGGGAAUUAUGUUCUUGGGAUGAGUGACACAAAGUAUCUGUUCUGCCUCAGUCCACAGAAUAUAACUGGCCAUGUAUGGAAAAGCAAUGGAAACAAAUAAUUCUCAGCAUCUUCCAGGAAAAAUCUAAAUAUACAUUUGGGCAGAUGUUUUUUUUUUCUGUUGCAUUUUCUUUAUACUAUUUCUAUAUUAUUUUUAAUUAACAGUUCAGCUUUAAUUAACACAAUAUGUAUUAUGUUAUGUUCUGUAACUAUUUACCAUUCACUGUUUCAGACACAUUCAAACAUACAAAGUUUCUAAGAAAAAAUAUGAUAUAAUGUUUACAUCUACUACAUUAUAAACAGUCAAUUCAAGGGUCCUACAGAGGACAGGUCUGUUAUUAGUACUGUGGUACAAUUAUUUUGUUGUCAAUGACUUUGGUUAUAAUUUUUUCAUUGUACAGCUAUGUAAUUAUAUUUUGCUGUUAUUAAUCUGAUAACUGUUAUCCAUAUACUGCAUUAAAGAGCAUAUUUAUUCAUAAAAAUGGCUAAUAUACAGUAUAUAAUCUAUAUAAUCUAUAGUCUGGUCUGUAUUUAAAUGGACAAACACAUAAACACUUAACAUUCUCUCACACAAACAUGCUUCUUAGUUCUGCAAGUCAUCAGAGCACAUCACAAUGUAUGCUGCAUUAUUAAUCAGCAGGUCUAAAUUUUAAUAUGGCUAAAGUCCUGUUCAGAUUAUUCCUGUAGUUACAUGACUAUUAGCCCGUUCAAGCACAGAAUUACACGUGAAGGCAUAAAUAAUGAAAAAUAAAAAAUUGGCUCUUUGGUCAAAAAAGGUUCCCGAACCCUCGUCUAUACUGUCUUACUGCAAAAAGACCAAAAAUAAAGGUUUUAGGUUUAUUAAAGUGUAUUUGGGUAAAGACAUAGUUUGGAAUAUGGAUUCACUCAUCUUCUUCUCUAGUUUUUUGCAUAUAAUACUGUAAUUUUCAGACUUCAAAAAGUCCUCUUCACUGCAAAACUAUCUUUUAUUGAAACCAAGCUUCCAACAAAACUCAUUUUAACUUUCCUCUGAUUGUGACAUCACACUGUGGUUGAUAUUUGCAUUGCAUCAUCUAACAUUAUAGGUGAACCUCAAGGGACAUAUUAAAAAAACCUCAUGCACCUCAUGCACUAAGUGUGAAUAUUACCUUUUUGAAGACUCACUUAAGUUAUAAAUAGCUGACAUCUGUGUCAGAUACAGCU